AUGAGCUGGUGGUGGAAAGGUGCCGUUGGAGCUGCCAUGGCAACAUCAGCUGAAAAUGGAGGCUCAAAGAACUUCCAGCAUGUGGCCCUGAUUAUUGGUGUCACAGGUAUUGUUGGAAACAGUUUGGCCGAAAUCCUCCCAUUAUCCGACACUCCCGGCGGCCCGUGGAAGGUCUACGGGGUGGCUCGACGCCCACAGCCACCGUGGAACGCUGAACACCCCGUUGAGUACAUCCAGUGCGACGUGGCUGAUGGGAAAGAAACAUCAGCCAAGCUUUCACCUCUAACUGAUAUAACCCAUAUUUUUUGGGUGACUUGGGCUAAUUUUCCCACAGAAGCAGAAUGCUGUAAAGUGAAUGGUGGCAUGUUGCAAAAUGUUCUUGAUGCAGUGAUGCCCAAUGCACCAAAUCUGAGCCAUAUUUGCCUACAGACAGGGCACAAACACUACAUCGGACCAUUCGAAGCCUUCGGUAAAAUCAAACCCCACGAAACUCCAUUUGUGGAGGAUGAGCCCAGAUUAGAUGUCAUAAACUUUUACUACACACUCGAGGACAUAGCAAUUGAAGCCUGCAAAAAGAAACAAGGCCUAACAUGGUCUUCCCACAGGGCUGCAGUGAUUUUCGGCUUUUCUCCAUACAGUAAGAUGAACUUAAUAGGCUCCCUUUGUGUCUAUGCUGCAAUAUGUAAGCACGAAAACGUUCCCUUCAAAUUUCCCGGCACAAAGGCGGCCUGGAACUGUUAUUCAGUGGCAUCGGAUGCAGACUUAAUAGCCGAGCAACAAAUUUGGAGCUCGGUCGACCCCAUUGGAAAAAACGAAGGUUUUAACUGCAGCAAUGGGGACCUUUUCAAGUGGAAGCAUGUGUGGAAGAUAUUGGCUGAACAAUUUGAACUUGAAUAUGUAGAAUUCGACGAAAAUGAGCCGUAUGUGAGCUUAACAGAAAGGAUGAAAGAUAAAGGGCCUGUUUGGGAUGAAAUUGUGAAGAAAAACAAUCUUGAGGCUACUAAAUUGGAGGAGGUUGCAACAUUCUGGUUUGCUGAUGUGAUUUUCGGUUUUGAGUGUAUGUUGGACAGUAUGAAUAAGAGCAAAGAACACGGUUUUCUGGGAUUCAGAAACACCAAAUAUUCACUCAUUUCUGUCAUUGAUAAGAUGAAAUCACACAAGAUUGUUCCUUGA
Fraxinus pennsylvanica is the source of this 1173-nucleotide messenger RNA. The record is from the annotation of a GenBank genome assembly. Lineage: Eukaryota; Viridiplantae; Streptophyta; Magnoliopsida; Lamiales; Oleaceae.